UAAGGAGAGCAUGAAACUCUCAGAUGUCAAGGAAAUGAGGACUCCUUAGAGACCUUGACAAGAGCCAUUCCACUGGGUGGGAACCACAUCCUCAAAAGUUAGGAUAAAUGCGUAAAAAAGAGUUGACUAAAACUACAAUGGCGUCCGAUGGAGCCUUAGAUCUCCAGGGCAUAAUCAAAAAACUUGAAGAAGAGCAACUGAAAUCUGCACAGCUUGGUUUGCAGCUGGUGGAAAGCCAAAGCAGGCUUCAGAGAGAAUUACAUAGAUGUCAGGACGAGAUGACAGCCAUGACGGAGAAUUAUGAGCAAGAAAAGCUGAAUCUUCUAAAAGAAGUUGAGCUCAAAAAACAAAUGAUUAAAGCUUUGAGGUCUGAACUGGACAUUAUGAAACAAGAUAUAAUGAACCUGGAGAAAUUAUAA
Molecule: messenger RNA, 419 nt
Organism: Sorex araneus (European shrew)
Lineage: Eukaryota; Metazoa; Chordata; Mammalia; Eulipotyphla; Soricidae
Product: protein Spindly-like
Exons: 3
Coding region: 108-419 (103 amino acids)
Source: RefSeq, a predicted model, not a curated record